AUGGGCAUAUCAAGUGCACAUCCUAGUAAUAGUGAUUCCAAAAUGUCGGUAAAUCAAAAUAGUAGGAACUCUUCAAUUCCUAAGCUAAUGAUAACUUCAGAUGAUGAUUCAUUUUAUAGGUGGAAAAAAGGUUCUGCUUCUAAUAGUGAGUCUAAUAUCGAUGAACAACUAAUACCUUCUCCACCUUUAUCUCCAAAAAUUAACAAUAUUCAAUGUAGAGAUAAUAAUACAAUAUCGAAUUUGCUGCUGAGAUCUUCUCGUACAGAUAAGAAUAUACUUAGUGUAGUGAAUCAUAUUUGGAAUCCCAGAUUAUCUACAAAGAACAAUAUCAAUCAAACUUUGAAUUUUCUUUCAGAGUAUCGUGUAUUCGAGAAUAACAACGAAGAUAAUCGUAGAAGAAUCGUAUCGUCAUCACCAAGAACUAACAGAAUGAUGACUUUCUCCGAUAAUGAGAAAAAUAACGGUGGUCUUGCCUACCAAUUGAGAAGAAAAUUAGGUGGUAAAAGAGUAUCUGAUAAUGAGGAUUUCAAUUACCGUAGUAGGAUAAGAAAGUCACCAACUCCACGACGUUUAUUAAAACCAAGUCAUCCGCACCAUCAUUUACAAUCGCCAACGAGGGCAAGGCAUAUUUCGUCACCAUUAGCAUCAUCAGCUGUAAUUAAUACCGCACCACAAUAUAUUCCAAACGCAUCAUGGGAAAAAUUGCCAGAUUUUUCGCCACCUUCAUCCACAUUACCUCCAAAUAAUAAUAAAGUCUUAAAAGUUGAAUGGAAGGGAUCUCCCAUGGAUUUAUCCCGGGAUCCCUUGAAAUAUAAAUUACAUCCAGCCGAACUGAAUUUAGCUCAAAUUUUAAGAUUGCCAUGUGAUCUGUAUUUGGAUUCAAAAAGAAGAUUAUUCUUAGAAAAAGUUUAUAGGUUCAAGAAAGGAUUGCCAUUCAGAAGAACAGAUGCACAGAAGGCAUGUAGAAUUGAUGUAAAUAAGGCAUCAAGACUAUUUGCUGCAUUUGAGAAAGUUGGGUGGUUAGAGGAUUCAAAUUUCAAGAAAUAUUUGUGA
Messenger RNA from Kazachstania africana CBS 2517, 1053 nucleotides. Its product is annotated as SWIRM domain-containing protein. Gene Ontology annotation, cellular component: SAGA-type complex; nucleus. NCBI's taxonomy places the organism in Eukaryota, Fungi, Ascomycota, Saccharomycetes, Saccharomycetales, Saccharomycetaceae. Gene Ontology annotation, molecular function: chromatin binding; protein binding; transcription coactivator activity. The coding region runs from base 1 to 1053 and encodes 350 amino acids. The record is from RefSeq and is a predicted model, not a curated record. The transcript has a single exon. Gene Ontology annotation, biological process: regulation of transcription by RNA polymerase II; chromatin remodeling.